AUGUCGCCGGAACGUGUCAAUCGCCAUCCGUCAAAUCACGGCACUGUCUCUGAUAAGUCACCCCUCCAGAAGCUGGUGGGUAAACUCGACGACAUAAGCAAAGAAGAGAAGCGAGCCCGUAUUGAAAGCGCCGAGCACCGUGCUCGUCAGAAAUCAACAGCGAACCAAUCUCGAAGAGUUGAUAUCGGAAAUCAGCAACCUUUGUCUCGCAAUCCAGAUGCAGGCUACCGUCGCCACGAAAGGAGAUACUCGUCUGCGCCUACGCAAGGAACCGAAUCCGACAGAAACAUGCAACAAGGACGACCCUCGCUGGAUUAUGGAGGACGUCCGUCUGGUGUCGCUGAUUCGGAUCGGUUGAAUGCUGGGCAAAAGUUCAGGCGUGCCUCUGACGCUCUGAGAAUGCAAGGGCAAGCACAAGCCGCAGGAGAUAGCCUCAGCUAUACCGAGUAUCCAAGGCAACCUGAAGACCAGACACGACUCGAAAGAUCAAACUCAAAGAGCUAUCGCCAUCGGGCGCGUGACGCUGGCUUUGCUGGAGCCGCCGCCGCCGCUGCUGUACCCUCUCAUAGCGCUCACGCACACACUGAUGUUGGUAGCAAUGAACGUGGUCGGCGCUCGUCUAGUCACUAUGACGAAGCUGGCUUGGGUAGCCGUGACAUCAACCACAAUGCCAACCAGCACACCAAUACUCGAGGCCAGCCUGCAAGCCAAUACAGUUCGUCUCAUGUCCCCGUCGCCCAACAGUCUCUCCAUACUUCUCGUAUCGGAGAAAGUGGAGGCACGACAGCCGCUAUCCGACACCAGGAUGCGGACCCCGUCCCACCCAAAUCUGUCAAAACUGGUCACAAGCAUGGACCCGCUUACAACAUCCCUCCUCAAACCGCUGGAGGACAGGAUGCGAGAGACCAUGUAGGCUUCUCUAACGUCCAGCCCAUAGCUCCUCCUCGGGACGACCAACCUACGAAGCGUAACAAUCAUCACGGUGUCAGUAAUUUAUUUCAUCGACAUCAGCAUAAGGAUGGCACCUAUCGAAAAGGACCCGAGCUUCAAGAAUGGCGUCAGGCGGGUGUAGCAAGAUUGUUCGCAGAAGAUCACGAUGUUCAAGAUCCAGUACAAGCCACUGCUAAUAAGAACGAUCCUUGGUGGGAGGGUAGAGGGUCGCGAAAAAGUAACCCCACUCAAAACAGGUCAGGUGUGUAUGAUGGGGCCUAUGACGAACCAGCAAAGACUUUCCGACCCCCGCUGUUCCUGAAAUGCGGCCCAUUGUUACGUUAUACCGGUAUGCGCCGAGAGAAGACAACGCAGUCGAACCGUACUGGUCAUACCGAGAAAGAGAUAUGGAGAGGCACUGUGAUGAUCGUGACUCAAGAUGAGCGCUCCUUGUAUGAGGAGAUUCCAACACUUCGUUUGUUCGCGCAAUCGAUGGAGUUGUUGCCACCUUUAUCAGCAGAGCACCAACAGAACCCACCAUCCGAGUACCUGGAUCCGAUCGCUGGCCAAAUGAAAGUCUCUCGAAAUGGACAGCCACUUUUUGUGAGGCCUGUGACUGCUCUUGAGGAUGGCGUCGACGUUUCUCGGGUUGAGGACGAGUCUGGUUUGUUUGAGCUAACACGAUCAACCGGCCAAGGACCUCAGCAAACCCAAAGUCCUGAGAAUGUACCCGACAAGCCUCGGAUUCGAGCUCGCGACGGCGAGAAAGCUGGCAAGUAUCGCGAAGUCAAGGCUGUUCGUUUGCACAGAGAGCGUGGUGUUACUUUCUGGCGAUUCAAUCUCGAGAUUGAGCUUGGCUUAAAACAAGCGCGAGUUGCGUAUCGGAUCAAUCGGGGUCCAGCCACCGGGUUUUGGGUUCCUGGGAGAGGUCAAAGCAUGAACGUUAUGUUCCAUUCUUGCAAUGGCUUCAGCUUGUCCGUGAACUCAAAUGAGUUCACAGGGCCAGAUCCUCUUUGGCGAGAUGUCCUGAACAAACAUCUGUCGAGACCUUUCCAUGUCAUGCUCGGUGGCGGAGACCAGAUCUACAACGACGCUGCCAUGCGCGACACGGUAUACUUCAAAGAGUGGCUGCAAACCAAGAAUCCGGAACACAAGCACAGAGCCGACUUCACGGAAGAGAUGCAAGACGAGCUUGAGACAUUCUACCUUGACAGGUAUAGUAUGUGGUUCUCCCAAGGUCUAUUUGGUAUGGCCAACAGCCAGAUCCCAAUGGUGAAUAUCUGGGACGAUCAUGAUAUCAUUGAUUACUACAUGCUUUUCCAGCACCAGAGUGUAGUGUCUGAGACCCAACGCGAGGAGCCCUCGUGGGUGUUGGGUGCAUCUCCAGGACCCUACAUCAACGAGCUCAGUCGCAGUGUAUUCAUGUUCCUCGGCCGAAAGGUUGCAUUCCUAGGCUUGGACUGCCGGACGGAAAGGAUGAGAGACGAGAUUCUGAGCCAGGAAAGCUACGAUAUUGUGUUCAACCGAUGUCGAUCAGAAAUCAUCAAAGGAGAAACCAAGCAUCUCAUCGUCCUACUUGGUGUACCCAUCGCGUAUCCAAGACUCAACUUUUUGGAAAACAUAUUGACAUCGAGGAUUAUGGAUCCCAUCAAAGCCAUUGGCCGGACCGGUAUCCUGGGCGGUUUCAUCAACAAAUUUGACGGUGGUGUUGAGAUUCUGGAUGACCUGGAUGACCAUUGGACUGCCAAGCACCACAAACCUGAAAGAAACUGGUUCAUUCAAGAGCUGCAAGAGCUCGCAGCCAGCAAGUCUGUACGAAUCACCAUUCUUGGAGGCGACGUACAUUUAGGUGCAGUGGGACAAUUCUACACAAAGAAGAAGCUGGGUGUCCCCAAAGACAGAGACCAUCGUUACAUGCCCAAUGUCGUGUCCUCUGCCAUUGUCAACACACCUCCGCCAAACAUCAUGGGCGACGUGCUUAACAAGCGUAACAAAAUUCAUCAUCUGGAUGCCGAGACCGACGAGGACAUGAUCCCCAUGUUCGAGCAGGAUGUUAAUGGUAAAGCUCGAAACAACCUCCAUCUCCUACCUAGGAGAAACUUCUGCAGCAUUAGAGAGUACAUUCCAGGCUCCACCCCGCCUCCUUCUCCGAGCCCGGAGCGGCAACCCAUAAACUCGCCAAAUCAUCUGCCAGACGAUCGCCAAUACCCGCCUGGUGCAAUGGCGAGGUCUGCAUCCACCAAUAGAGGCGGCUUUCGUCCCGGUAAUCUAGUGCGGAGACUCUCAGGUGCAUCAGCGAAAGAACGUCAGCCAAUUGCGUCGAGAGGUGAAGUACAUUCGAUGGAGGCAUAUGGGCCAGAUGAGACAAGAGACGGCGCUUUGUCGCGUACUCACGACAAUGGCGGAUCUUACUUUCCGCAAACAUAUCCCAGGCCCACCAAUAAUUUCCAUAGGAGACCUACAGACCUCUCCGAGAAAAAUGCACUCAAAGCAAGUGCCAAAGGCGGGCCAGAAGGCGAGCAAUUCGGAAAUAUCAACCUCGAGAGUGGGCUUGAUAUCUGUCUAAACAUGGAGGUCGAUCAAAAGGAUCCUGCAGGUGUGACCAGACCAUACAGGUUAUUAGUGCCUGCUUUGUGGUACGAAGGAGACGCCGACAUAAACACGGCCAGAUUCAAGUCCAGGGGUGCUUCGAUGAUGGACCACUUAAGAGGCAAGACAGUUCACAGAUCACGCAGCUUCGAUGAGCACUCCUCCGUUAGCGGCGAUAGCCGCAGCAGUUCAGACAGCCUUCAUGGGCCGCCGACCAGAAAACUGGAUGACAGAGCUCUGAAUUCGAGACUGCAGACCACCGAACGUCACUCAGCUGCGCCUGUUAGAACUCGAGGACAUCCUCAUGGUCAUGACGGACCUUCGGACACGAGUGGAUUCAACAAGGAGAUCGGACCACCUCCUUCUCGUCACCGCCAUCCUGCGUUGGCGGGCACAGAGAACGAUAAAGCUCGCGAAGCCUCUAUCCAACCUCCAACUGAACCUCAUCCUUCAGAGCUUUCUACACGUGAGAAACGCUCAUGGAAUCCAUUUGGACGUCGGCAACAGAAUGGCCUCGACACCAACGAUCAGAGCCUCGAUGAUGGAUAUACGGACACAGAAGGAAGCUUCGUCGAGUCAGAAUUGGAAGAUGAACACUAUCAACAGCAACAGCGAGGCCGCAGACCAAGCAUUGCUGAUCGCAUUUUCGGUAGGAGUGCACAAGGAAUCGGAGAAAGACCAAAUAUUGACGAACAGUCACUUGGACAGCAAGAAGCUGCGAAAAAGCCAGGAUGGAAGAUUUGGAGAUAG
Aureobasidium uvarum is the source of this 4269-nucleotide messenger RNA. Lineage: Eukaryota; Fungi; Ascomycota; Dothideomycetes; Dothideales; Saccotheciaceae. The record is from the annotation of a GenBank genome assembly.